AUGGCUGCCACGGCGUACUCCGUGGCCCUCCUCGGUGGGGCGCGCCUCCCCGCCGCCACCGGCAACCUCGCCCCCCGCUCCUCCGCACUCCUCCCGCGGCGCAACCUCCACCCGCUCCGCCUCCAAGGUGCACAUGCAUAUGCGCCCAGGCCGUCCCUGCUCCGCGUGAAGGCCGCCUCCGACGACACGUCGGCUAGCGGCGACGAGAUCAUCGAGGACCUGAAAGGGAAGUGGGAGGCGAUUGAGGACAAGCCCACCUUCCUCCUCUACAGCGGCGGCGCCGUCGUGGCUCUCUGGCUCACCACCGUCGUCGUCGGCGCCAUCAACUCCGUGCCGUUGCUCCCCAAGCUCCUGGAGCUGGUUGGGCUCGGCUACACCGGGUGGUUCGUGUACCGCUACCUCCUCUUCAAGGAAAGCAGGAAAGAGUUGGCCACCGACAUCGAGAGCUUGAAGAAGAAGAUCGCCGGAACAGAAUAA
This is a messenger RNA of Triticum turgidum subsp. durum (durum wheat), 477 nucleotides long. Lineage: Eukaryota; Viridiplantae; Streptophyta; Magnoliopsida; Poales; Poaceae. The record is from the annotation of a GenBank genome assembly.